UAUAUAUAAAUAUAUACUGAUAUACAUCUCUCUCUGUGUAUUGAAGAAGAAACAAUAGAUCAAUGAAGAAGACGAGUAUGGACGUCUGCAAAUCCGGCGAAUCAACUUUUCCGAUCACCGCCAAAUUGAUUCUCGACGACGGAACUUUACAGGAAUUUCACUGUCCUGUCAACGUUUCUUACGUUUUGCACAACAUCAAUUCCGUCGCAGGCUGUUUCGUCUGCAAUUCCGACGACCUAGAUUUCGACGGCGUCGUAUCGGCCAUGAACGACGGCGAGGAGCUGCAGUCAGGUCAGCUCUAUUUUGCGCUGCCGCUGAGCCGGCUGAGGCGCCGACUGCAGCCGGAGGAUAUGGCGGCAUUGGCCGUCAAAGCAAGCUCCGCCCUCGGAGAUUGCAUCGGAAGUUGCAGGAACGCUCUAGAAUUCUCUGGAGAGAAUGGCGCGAAGGCCACCGCUGGGGGUUCGCGGAGGCGGCGGCGAUGCGGCGGCGCCCCGCGACGGGGGAAGUUUGCGGAGAGGUUAACCGCCAUACCUGAGUAGGGAGGGGCGUUUUAGUAAUUUCCCGUAGGAGACCAUUUUCUGUAGAUGGUGUAAAAUGUGUUUGGCAGUUUAUUUGCAUUUUGUGUUGUUAAGUCUUUGUUAAUUAUAAUUUUGUAUUUUUGUUUAAAUAGGGUUAACUAUAAUAAUACUACAUUUUGUUCCAUUUA
Molecule: messenger RNA, 706 nt
Organism: Andrographis paniculata
Lineage: Eukaryota; Viridiplantae; Streptophyta; Magnoliopsida; Lamiales; Acanthaceae
Exons: 1
Coding region: 63-539 (158 amino acids)
Source: RefSeq, a predicted model, not a curated record